CCGUGGACAUGUAAGGAAACCGAUCAAAAGAAGAACCUAAAAACCCUAAAAACUCCUCGCUUUUCUGGGUAGUUUGGAAUUGACUGUUUACAUUCUGGUGAGAAAGAAAGAAGAAGCUUUAUUAGUGUCUUUCUAUGGCGGGGAUUCUCCGAAACGCGUCUUCACUGAGACGCUGCUCUCUAUUCUCGUCUGAGGUAUCUACUACUAGAGGAGGUGUUGCUGGCACAUCGUUUCAGCUCCUCCGAGGUUUUGCUGCCAAAGGUAAAAAGAAAUCAAAUUCAGAUGGAAGUACAUCAUCGUCUGAGGAAGGUAUGACGCAAAAGGAGAUAGCUCUUCAGCAAGCACUUGAUCAGAUAACCACUUCCUUUGGCAAAGGCUCUAUCAUGUGGCUCGGUCGUGCUGUCUCUCCUAGAGAUGUCCCCGUUUACUCUACCGGCUCUUUUGCCCUCGAUCUAGCCUUAGGUGUCGGUGGCCUUCCCAAGGGACGUGUUGUGGAGAUAUACGGUCCUGAAGCAUCUGGCAAAACAACACUCGCUCUUCAUGUUAUUGCUGAAGCUCAAAAACAAGGAGGAACGUGUGUAUUUGUAGAUGCUGAGCAUGCGCUUGACUCGUCGCUUGCUAAGGCAAUCGGUGUGAAUACAGAGAACCUGCUUCUCUCGCAGCCUGAUUGUGGUGAACAGGCACUUAGUCUUGUCGACACUUUGAUCCGUAGUGGCUCCGUUGAUGUUAUUGUUGUUGAUAGUGUGGCUGCUCUUGUACCUAAAGGAGAGCUUGAGGGAGAGAUGGGGGAUGCGCACAUGGCUAUGCAAGCCAGAUUGAUGAGUCAAGCUUUGCGUAAAAUGAGCCACUCUUUAUCCUUAUCGCAAACCCUUCUCAUCUUUAUAAACCAGGUGAGAGCUAAACUUUCUACAUUCGGAGGAUUCGGAGGUCCAACAGAAGUUACAUGCGGUGGGAACGCCUUGAAGUUCUACGCUUCGGUGCGUCUGAAUAUCAGGCGAGUGGGACUUGUCAAGAAAGGUGAAGAUACGACGGGGAGUCAAGUUGCUGUGAAGAUAGUGAAGAACAAACUCGCGCCGCCUUUUAGAACGGCGCAGUUUGAGCUCGAGUUUGGGAAAGGAAUCUGCAAGGUCACGGAGAUAAUCGAGCUGAGCAUUAAGCACAAGUUCGUCGCUAAAAACGGAACGUUCUACAAUCUUAACGGGAAGAACUACCAUGGCAAAGAGGCUCUGAAGAAGUUUCUGAGGCUGAAUGAGUCGGUUCAAGAAGAGCUGAUGGCCAUGGUCAAAGAAAAGCUCAUUGUCGAUGAAGCUGCAGAUAAGGAAUCUGAAUCUGAGGAAGAAGAAGAGGAAGAUUCUGGUCGAGUUUUGGUUUCAACUGAGGACACGGAUGAUGAAGCACCAGCUCUAGACGUUGUUGCUACUGCUACAGUUGUUGAAUCAUGAUCUGUCCACCUCCGGUUUAAGGAUAAUAUUCUUCUUUCGGUUUAAUGUGGAUUGGGUUCGGUUUUCCCUCCC
Molecule: messenger RNA, 1514 nt
Organism: Brassica oleracea var. oleracea
Lineage: Eukaryota; Viridiplantae; Streptophyta; Magnoliopsida; Brassicales; Brassicaceae
Product: DNA repair protein recA homolog 3, mitochondrial-like
Exons: 7
Coding region: 135-1442 (435 amino acids)
Biological process (GO): DNA repair
Molecular function (GO): ATP binding; ATP hydrolysis activity; single-stranded DNA binding
Source: RefSeq, a predicted model, not a curated record